Kazachstania africana CBS 2517 is the source of this 270-nucleotide messenger RNA. RefSeq names its product Cmi8p (gene CMI8). The transcript has a single exon. The record is from RefSeq and is a predicted model, not a curated record. NCBI's taxonomy places the organism in Eukaryota, Fungi, Ascomycota, Saccharomycetes, Saccharomycetales, Saccharomycetaceae. The coding region runs from base 1 to 270 and encodes 89 amino acids.
AUGCCUGAAAAAGUUUACAAAGAUAAUGAAGAGAAAAUAUCCCUUGGGAGUAAAAGCACGAGGCCCCCCAAGGAUCCUCCAACGUACGAAGAGGUGAUGAGAAAUGAUGGCCAGGAACAAAAUUCAAACAAUUUUGGUGAUGCACACGGUCAAGUACCGAUCCAACGACCAACUUACGUUCACUACCCUCAUCCAAACAGCAGGAGUGCUUUUCCCGGCGGAAAGAAGUUGACUUACGGUUCUUCAACUGCCAAAAACUUUCAAAAAUGA